Messenger RNA from Nicotiana attenuata, 1794 nucleotides. RefSeq lists its product as uncharacterized. The record is from RefSeq and is a predicted model, not a curated record. The transcript is spliced from 6 exons. Lineage: Eukaryota; Viridiplantae; Streptophyta; Magnoliopsida; Solanales; Solanaceae. The coding region runs from base 1 to 1794 and encodes 597 amino acids.
AUGAGGCCACAGAGUCAACUGCUUAUGGAUUCCACAACCUUAAAUGCAAGUGGAACUGGUAACAACAAUUUAUGGAACACAAAUGGAAAUGGAUAUAAUAACUUCAAAAGGAACUAUAAUCAGCAGACAAAUAACAACACCGGGAUUAGUGCGUUUAGGGGGAGCUACCCUCAGAAUAGACCUUUUCUUAAAACUUACAAAGAUAAAUUUGAACCUAGAUCCACACCUCAUCUGUUUGUGGGAUAUCCUUUUGGGGCAAAAGGUUACAAAGUGUUGAAUCUGGCUACUACCAAGAUCCAUGUAUCUAUUGAUGUUAUUUUCCAUGAGCAUGUUUUUCCCUUUUCCUUAUCUUCUGGUUCUAAAACUUCUAUUGCUAAUAAUAUCAUUCCUCGGAAUAUUGGUGUUCAUUCUUCUGAUGAAACAAACAUCUCUGCUUCCACUUUAAGAAGAUCAGCAAUCAUUCCUCAUAAUGAUAUUGACACUCUCUUCACUGAUCAUAACUCUAUGAGCACACAGUCACCUAACACCUCAUUUGCACUUCCCAAAACACAACCUAAUCAUAUUGUCCCUUCUUCUAACACUACAUCAGCUGAUAGCACACCAUCUUUUUCAUUCAUUACAUCUGGCUCAAAUGCUCAAUAUAUAUCUCUUAAUGCCUUAACUCAUGAUAGUCAGCAAUUGGUUACCAAUAUCUCAUUUGAUUGUGAACCUGGUUCAUAUGAGGAAGCAUCUCAAGACCCUGCAUGGCAAGCAGCCAUGACACAGGAAUUUGAAGUACUCUAUGCAAACCAUACUUGGGACUUAGUACUACUUCCAGCAGGGAAGAGAGCAAUAGGUUGCAAGUGGGUUUAUAAAGUGAAACACAAAGCAGAUGGCACAGUGGAAAGGCUAAAGGCCAGACUGUUAAGUAGGCAAUGGUAUGCCAAGCUGACUGAAGCACUUUGUUCAAGGGGCUACACACAUUCAAUGUUAGACUAUUCACUUUUCUCUAAAAAGAAGGGCAAUUAUGUAAUUUUUGUAGCAGUUUAUGUAGAUGAUGUUAUACUGACUGGGAAAGACACGGAGGAAAUCCUUUCCCCAAAGAGGUUCUUAGACCAGACAUUCAAAAUAAAAUAUCUCGGCAAACUUCACUAUUUUCUGGGAAUGGAAGUGCUAUACACUGCUGGUGGUGUCCUGCUUACACAAAGGAAGUCUGCUCAAGAUUUAUUGAAAGAACACCAUUGUCUGAGCUGCUCUUCAAUGUCCUCGCCUCUUAACUCUUCAACCAAACAUAGAGCAGAUGAUGGGAGCCCAAGAGACACACAUUUGAGAGCUGCCUUUCAUGUUCUAAGAUAUCUAAAAGGGGAUCCAAGUUUAGGGAUCUUUUUCUCCAGCACAAGAGACUACACAGUUAAAGCUUUUUGCGACUCAGAUUGGGCAGCUUGCUAUGAGUCUAGAAGGUCAGUAAGUGGAUUUGUUAUACUACUUGGGAGCACCCCUAUCAGCUGGAAAUCCAAGAAGCAGUCGACUGUAUCCUUGUCCUCAUCGGAUGUUGAGUAUAGAUCAGCACGACAGGUGGUGGGAGAACUGGUCUGCCAAGCUUCCCUGCAAAUAGCAAGAAAUCCAGUGUUCCAUGAGAAACACAUAAAGGUUGAUUGUCAUUUUGUUCGGGAUGAGCUCAACGAAUGGCUUGUUGAUUUACAUUACAUAUCCACUCAUGAGGAGUUGGCUGACAUUUUUACUAAAUCACUCACAGGACUCAAGCAUUCAUCUCUUCUUGGCAAGUUGGCUAUGAGUCCCUCCCCUCCAACUUGA